AUGGAUGAAGAGCAUGAAAAAGCCAUCCAAAGGAACUUUACGUCGUUGGUGGAGAGAACUGAUCUUGAUUCAAUGGUUACUGUUUUAUAUGAAAAAGGUGUAUUUUCUGAACAAAUGAUCGAACGGUACCAGAACCCUAAUAAAUCAAGUCGAGACAGAAAACGUCAGCUCUAUAGAGACAUAACACGCCGAGGACCUCGUGCAUUUGGACACCUUGUGGAUUCUCUCUCAGAACUGGGUCAUUGGGAUAUAGUGAGAGAACUAGACCCUAACAGCCCAUUUGCCACCUUCCCUAAACCAUCCAGCUCUUCAAUGCCAAAGAGAGAAACAAACCCACAGUCGAGUAAAGACAGCCAGUAUGUUAGCCUCAGCAAUGAGAAAAAUAAAACAAAAGAGAUGCAAAAAAGUGCUGUACCAGUAGCUGCGACUGCGCCGGUAGACCUCGACAACGCUGCUGCCAAGAUGCCGGUCAUCCCGGAGUUUAAAGUCAUCAAGUCCACCAGGUUUAUGGAUCACGACGGUAAAAGUGAUCUGGAGUUAUAUCACACCCGUAGUCGCGAUCGCGGAGUCCUAAUGGUGCUAAGCUACAUCAAUUUCCAAAAUAACAUCGAACAGAUCCGCGCUGGCGUCGACGUGGACUGUGCCACACUGAAGCACUUAUUCCUGGAAAUUGGAUUCGAGGUUAUUUCAUACCCGGAUCUUACCAAAGAACAAACCCUAAAUACACUGAGUUCGCUGGAGGUUGUCCUAGAGAAGGCCGAGUGCGUAUUCCUGGUGGUGUCGUCCCACGGCUACGAACGCUACGGCACUUCGGACAUCGACAUCCGGUGCAGCGAUGGACAGCUCAUCUCCUUCCUAGAAAUCAUGACCUAUUUCAGCAAUAAGAGUCUACCCAAACUCAUUGGAAUACCGAAAGUCUUAAUCUUCCAGACGUGUAGAGGAAGUAACGAAGAGUACGUGCUGUCGAGCGAGCCGACGGUGUCGCAGCUGCUGAUGCCGGGCGGGGGGGUGCAGCGCGACGGGUCGGCGCGUGCGCGGGGCCCGCCCCCGCCCCCGCCGCGCCCCAGCGCCGCCCCGCGCCUGCUGGAGACGCCGCUCUACUCCGACAUACUCAUCGCGCACUCCACGCCACCGGGUCAAGUCUCGUACCGAGACGGCGGGUGUGGCUCGUGGUACAUCCAGGUGCUGUGUGAGGUGUUCGCAGAGCGCGUGCACAACACGCACGUGGACAAGCUGUUCACGCUCGUCGAUAUGCGCAUGCGCGAGAAAUUCCGCAGACAGACCUCCUCGGUAGAAAGGUGGGGCUUCAACAAGCGCCUGUACUUACACCCCGGCUUGUACGAGUGA
Arctia plantaginis is the source of this 1347-nucleotide messenger RNA. The record is from the annotation of a GenBank genome assembly. Lineage: Eukaryota; Metazoa; Arthropoda; Insecta; Lepidoptera; Erebidae.